AUGGGAAACUGCUUCUUUGGGGCCAUGUCAGAUCCUGAUGCGGUAAUCAAAGUAAUAACAUCAAACGGUGGCAUCAUGGAAUUCAGCGCUCCAGUAACAGUGAGUUUCAUCACCAAUGAGUUUCCAGGGCAUGCCAUAUUCAGAAGCCACGACCUCUUUUGGAAGCCACUUAGCCAAUUCGAUGAGUUAGAAGCAGGUCAAUCUUACUAUUUGUUACCACUUAACAACAACAAUAUAGAGACCCCAUGUGGUGGUGGUGGUGAACAUGUUGUUAGACAAGGCCAUGUUAGAUCUCAUAGUGUUCCUACAACAUCUUGUGCUUCCUUAUAUAGAAUGUCCUUGGACUACCAGCACCACCUGGGAAUGGGACUGCUCAAGAGGUCCUCCAAUGAAGCUGUCUCUAGCAGAAGCAGUGCUAAUAAUAGCUGCACCACUGGUGGUGGUAGCAGUAGGUUUUGGAAAGUGAAAUUGGUGAUCACCCCAGAACAGUUGUUGGACAUUCUGGCGCAAGAGGCUCGCACCAAGGAGUUGAUAGAGAGUGUAAGGAUGGUUGCAAAAUGUGGAAUUGGUGGUGGUAUUCCAUCUUCAGCUGCAGGUAUGGUUUCUGAUCAGUGGAGCCUUUCCAGCACCAGUUGGAGUAUUUCCUCAAAGAUUGAUGCCUUAGUAGGCAUUUAA
Abrus precatorius (Indian licorice) is the source of this 675-nucleotide messenger RNA. RefSeq lists its product as uncharacterized. The record is from RefSeq and is a predicted model, not a curated record. The transcript has a single exon. The coding region runs from base 1 to 675 and encodes 224 amino acids. Lineage: Eukaryota; Viridiplantae; Streptophyta; Magnoliopsida; Fabales; Fabaceae.